GUGAAAUGUGUUUUAGUUAGGCGUGUGUGUCUCUCUUAUCCUCUCUGUUCACGCCAUUCACAAGACUGUGUGCGACUAGAUUUAGAGAGAGAAGAGAAAGAUGUCAGGUUCUGUCUUCGUUCCCGGUAUGGCAAUUGGAGUUCCGACGCUUUCUCGUUCUAGCUCUCUUCACCGGAGCUUAGAGCCCACGAAGAAGAAGACCAUGAGUAGUGUCAAAUUCGCAACUAUUUUUCGAAAUCCUUCAAGCAGUUCAGGGGCAAGAGGGUCAUUUCGUGUUACGGCUUCCGAUCAGCGGUCGGAACAAGCCGAUAACGGUCAAGGGGCUCAGGAGGACUUAAACUACUUGCUGAAGCUCGGAGUUGGUUCAGUGGCUGGCGCAGCUUUAAUCAAAUACGGAAGUGUCUUGUUCCCUCAGAUCACAAAGCCUAAUCUCACUCAAGCUCUCUUCAUUAUCAUCGCUCCUGUUGUAAUCUCUGUUAUCCUUUUGAUCCUGUCAUCAUCUUCCUCCAAGAAACAGAACUGAUUGGGAAAUAUGUGUAUAUCUAAUUCAGCUCAUUGUGAAAAAGAUCAUCUGUUAGUUGUGAGAAAGUUUCACUGUAUAAUCCAGAAGAAAAGAUUCAAUC
Capsella rubella is the source of this 623-nucleotide messenger RNA. RefSeq lists its product as uncharacterized. The record is from RefSeq and is a predicted model, not a curated record. NCBI's taxonomy places the organism in Eukaryota, Viridiplantae, Streptophyta, Magnoliopsida, Brassicales, Brassicaceae. The coding region runs from base 101 to 523 and encodes 140 amino acids. Gene Ontology annotation, cellular component: chloroplast. The transcript has 2 exons.